Molecule: messenger RNA, 1866 nt
Organism: Cebus imitator (Panamanian white-faced capuchin)
Lineage: Eukaryota; Metazoa; Chordata; Mammalia; Primates; Cebidae
Gene: SNRNP48
Product: small nuclear ribonucleoprotein U11/U12 subunit 48
Exons: 9
Coding region: 55-1074 (339 amino acids)
Cellular component (GO): cytosol; U12-type spliceosomal complex; nucleoplasm
Source: RefSeq, a predicted model, not a curated record
CCGCGCGCGACGUCUGCGGUUCGGUCGCUUCCUCCUGGCUGGUGGGUUGCAGCCAUGGAGGGGGAGCCUCCACCUGUGGAGGAGCGGCGGCAGCUGCAGGAGGAGCUGAGCGAGUUCGUGGAGAGCUGCUGCCGGACGCUGGAGGAGGUGACGACGUCCCUGGGCUGGGACCUGGAUAGUCUGGAUCCCGGGGAAGAGGAGGCGGCGGAGGAUGAAGUUGUGAUAUGUCCUUAUGAUUCCAAUCAUCACAUGCCUAAAUCGUCUUUAGCAAAGCAUGUGGCAUCUUGUAGAUUGAGGAAAAUGGGCUAUACCAAAGAAGAAGAGGGUGAAAUGUAUAAUGCUGAGUUUUUCUAUGAGAAUGUGAAGAUACCUUCAAUUACUUUGAAUAAGGACUCACAAUUCCAGAUAAUUAAACAAGCUAGAACUGCAGCUGGGAAAGACAGUGAUUGUUAUAAUCAAAGGAUUUAUUCUUCAUUGCCUGUUGAAGUUCCUCUGAAUCACAAACGGUUUGUUUGUGAUCUAACUCAAGCUGAUCGUCUUGCCCUGUAUGAUUUCGUAGUUGAGGAGACAAAGAAAAAGCGCUCUGAUUCUCAGAUCAUUGAAAAUGAUAGUGAUCUCUUUGUAGACUUGGCUGCCAAAAUCAAUCAAGAUAAUAGUCGAAAAAGUCCAAAAUCCUAUCUUGAAAUUCUGGCAGAAGUAAGAGAUUAUAAAAGAAGACGCCAGUCCUAUAGAGCUAAGAAUGUUCACAUAACCAAGAAAUCCUAUACUGAGGUGAUUCGAGAUGUGAUAAAUGUGCACAUGGAAGAACUCAGCAAUCACUGGCAAGAAGAGCAAGAGAAAACAGACGAUGAUGCUGAAAAGAAUGAAGAAAGGAGAUCAGGUUCAGUAGAUUCACGACAGUCUGGUGGAAGCUAUUUGGAUGCUGAGUGUUCACGACAUAGAAGGGAUCGGAGUAGAAGCCCACAUAAACGAAAAAGAAAUAAAGAUAAGGAUAAAAACUGUGAGUCGAGAAGAAGGAAAGAGAGGGAUGGGGAAAGACAUCAUAGUCAUAAAAGAAGAAAGCAAAAAAUAUAAAUGAAGUACUUGUACAUGUAUUAAUUAUGCUUAUGCCAUGAUAACCAAUAUGCUGAUAUAUUAAUUGGAAUUGCUUUGCAUAGGAGAAUGUUUUUAUGAUCUGUUUAGUGCUUAUUAUUUUCCAAUAAAUAUACUUCAAACCGUUAGUACACUCUUAUGCCCUACAACUUUGUUUUCCUUAUAUUUUAAUAGAUGGUUUGCUUCCUAUAACUGAUCUUGUUUUGUUCUUUUUUGCUUAUAUAUGUAUCUCAAAAUUCUUUAAAAAAUCAAUAUUUAUCAUAUGUAAAUUAAACAUGAAUAUAUUCUCAUUGCAAAAAACUACAUCUUAUAAAUAAGGCUAACCCUUUGAACACUGUCUGCAGUUCCUGUCGUCACGCCAGUGGUGACUACUGUUUACCACUACACUGGUGAAUUGUAAUAGGGAAAAACAAUCUAAAUAUUGAAGAGAAAUGGCCUGACAAAUAAAAUAUAAUGUAGUCAUAGGAUAGAUUACUGUAUUAGAGUUAAAAGAAGUAAUCUAGAUCCAUAUUAACCUGGAUUGGUCUCAGAAACAUAGUGCUCAGUGAAAAUAACAAGUUAUAGAAAGUUAUAUACAAAGUAUAUAUACAUACAAAACAAUACUGUGCAUUUUCUCUGGCUAUAUAAUGUAUGUAAAUAUAUUUUUAAAGGUUCAGAAGAAUCCAUACCAAAGUUGUAACAGCGAGUAGGGGGUAUAGAUGAGAGAUUGGGGUGCAAAUCAGGAUUGAGAGAGUGGUCAAAGGGAACUUUAGCUUUAUCCAUAACACAUUAAUU